AGUUCUAUCAUCACUACACAAAAGAAACUUUCAUCGAUCCCUAGUAGGUUACAUGGGUCUAAAUCGACACCUGAUUAUGAGACAAAUGAAAGCAUGAAUCGUCGUCAAUUGAAUUCUCAAGUGAACGUUGAUUCUUUGAAUGGAGGAGUUAGCAAUGGCAGUGGGAUGUUAAGUGAAGAUUUCCAACGGUGGUCUAAUGAUGAGAACUCCGACAGUAUGGUAGGGGUUACCAACAAGGGCCCAGAAGAGAAUGAUGCUAGUGUAGCAUUCAGCAAGAUAGUAAGCAGGAACCGAACUAAUACAAUAAGUUCACAAUCUUCUUUAGCCUCGACGAUGACGAAUACAUCGACCUACCAAAUGUCUAAUUUCCCUGGGACCGGUACUAACUUGGGGGUAUCAAGAUAUUCACCUGGGAAGACCAAAUCACCAUCGAGACCACGGUCCAGGACCUUUACUAAUAGUUCAAUAAAUCGGUUGUCGAGAGAUCUCUCUAACAUUCAGAAUACGUUGAACUUCAUAGGGAACGAGAUGCACAGUGAGACGUAUCUGGACAAUCGGAACAAUAGUAUUGGUGGCAUGGAGAGACAGCACCGGAGGAUGCAGCCGUCGAUCUCUGAAGUGCAUGGUGGUAUGGAUAUAGUGAAGAUGAUGAAUGAAGUUGUUGAUAGCGGCGGGAUUAUAUUUGGAGGAGAGGAUGAGGAAGAAGAAGAGUUUGAUGUUAACAAUGUCGAGAUGGAUGAACGAAUGAGAAAGAUGAACGAGGAGCUACGUCAAAAUGAAUACGAGAUCAUUGAGAACUUUAUGUCAAACACGAAUACGAAUACCCAUAAUGACAACCAUAACCAUAACCAUAGCCAUAGCCAAAAUCAUAAUCAUAAUUAUGAAUAUGAUUAUAAUGAUAAUGAUAAUGAUAAUCAUAACCAUAACCAUAACCAUAACGCCAACCCAAACCAUUACCAUACUCACAAUCGUAUUAAUAACAACGAUAUAGAUGACGAGACACAACAAUCAGCAGCAUACGGAUUCGAAUUCUUUGAUGAGACAUGA
Messenger RNA from Vanderwaltozyma polyspora DSM 70294, 1047 nucleotides. RefSeq lists its product as uncharacterized. The transcript has a single exon. Lineage: Eukaryota; Fungi; Ascomycota; Saccharomycetes; Saccharomycetales; Saccharomycetaceae. The annotation marks the transcript as partial. The record is from RefSeq and is a predicted model, not a curated record.